Molecule: messenger RNA, 960 nt
Organism: Gastrolobium bilobum
Lineage: Eukaryota; Viridiplantae; Streptophyta; Magnoliopsida; Fabales; Fabaceae
Product: cystinosin homolog
Exons: 8
Coding region: 57-869 (270 amino acids)
Biological process (GO): L-cystine transport
Cellular component (GO): vacuolar membrane
Molecular function (GO): L-cystine transmembrane transporter activity
Source: RefSeq, a predicted model, not a curated record
GAUUGGUGGUUUCUUCUUGUUGUGUGGGAGAAAAAGCUGAGCAAAGAAAUUCAACUAUGGCUUCUUGGAAUUCAGUUCCACUUCAUGUCUCAUAUGAAGUUCUGGGAUGGUUUGCUUUUGUUUGUUGGUCUAUCAGUUUCUACCCACAAGUCAUCUUGAACUUUAAGAGGAAAAGUGUGGUGGGCCUGAACUUUGAUUUCGUGGUGCUUAAUCUGACAAAGCACACAGCCUAUCUCAUAUACAAUGCAUCUUUGUACUUCAGUUCUGAUAUUCAGAAGCAGUACAAAGACAAAUACGGUCAGAAAGAGAUGAUACCUGUAGCAGCAAAUGAUGUUGCUUUCUCAAUCCAUGCUGUUCUACUAACAGCAAUUUCCUUGUUCCAGAUUGCAAUCUAUGAACGUGGAAGUCAAAAAAUCUCUAAAAUAGCUUAUGGAAUCCUCCUUGCUGCGUGGUUGACUGCAGCAGUGUGCUUCUUUGUAGCCUUGCACAAUCAUCAUUGGCUUUGGCUACUCUCAGUCUUCACUGGCAUCCAAGUUUCUAUGACGAUCAUAAAAUAUAUUCCCCAGGCAGUGAUGAACUUCUUGAGAAAAAGUACAGAUGGAUGGAGCAUUGGCAACAUUCUACUGGACUUUUCUGGAGGAAUAGGAAACUAUUUACAGAUGGCUAUGCAAUCAAUCGAUCAAGAUUCUUGGGUCAACUUCUACGGAAACAUAGGAAAACUACUGCUAUCCCUGGUGUCUAUAUUCUUUGACAUCCUCUUCAUGUGCCAACAUUAUCUGCUAUAUCCUGCAAAAAAAAGCAAACCAGAGGCAUCUGCUGAACCUGAUAAUGCCAAGUCUUCCGAUCGACCAUUGUCUGAGAAUGUAUAAGAUGUUACUUCUUUCCUAGGUUCUGUUAGAUUUGUCAAAAAAAUAAGGAUAUCACAGUAAAAAAAAAAAAAAAAUUGUACCUUUUGUUGAA